AGUUGAGAGAACAGCGUUCUGUCAGAAAGUUUAGAGAAGCUCGGACCAGGACACGGAUUUGUAUAAGAGGUGGAGACAGGUGGAGAGCUACACCUGAGAUUGCCCAGGUAACUCAGGUAAAGCUCGCGGUCCCAUGCCCACAGGAGCUAGACGAUGACCUCUCCCGAGGGAGCCUCACCUGUGGCUUUCGAACCCGCGGCAACCAACCACGGCAAACCGGAGAAGGAGGACAGCGAGGAGUGCAAGCCGAGAGAGAUGGCGGUCGGGUCGGAGGCGAAGAGCAAGCCGAACCGCCACCCGUUCAGCGUGGAGUCGCUCAUCUCCAAAACUACCAGCAGCAGCACCGCGCCACCACCGCCUCCAGGACCUUUAUCUCCCCCAACACUGGGCCAGUACCCCCACAGGACUUACUUCACAGAGCAGAAAAGCAAAGUUUCGCUCCCUUUCCCCAACGUUUCGGACUGCACGACUAACGACGAGAGCGAGGACUCCAGCGACAAGGAACAGAGCACUUGGUUGAAGAACCCAGCCUUCAACUCCCCGCCGAGGCACCCCAGUCCCCCGCCGUGCCACCUGCGCAAGCACAAGAGCAACCGGAAGCCGCGCACCCCCUUCACCACGGCGCAGCUGCUGUCGCUCGAGCGCAAGUUCCGGCAGAAGCAGUACCUGUCCAUCGCGGAGCGCGCGGAGUUCUCGAGCGCGCUCAACCUCACCGAGACGCAGGUGAAGAUCUGGUUCCAGAACCGGCGCGCUAAGGCCAAGCGGCUGCACGAGGCCGAACUGGAGAAGCUCAAGCUCGCCGCCAAGCCCGUGCUGCCAGCCCUCGCGCUGCCCUUCGCUUUCGGCGCGCACGCGGCGGCGUCUCCGGCCAUGUACGGGAGCCCGGGGCCUGGACCUCGAGCCGCCGUAGCCAUGCCCGGUUUAUUCAGCUCACCAUACGGAAUGUAUUAUCUGUCUUAAUGCGUGAAGACUUGACAAUGUUUGUUUGUUUUUUAAUAAAAGCCCUCGUGCACUUUCUAAGACUGCACGAGAUGGACAAAUUGCAUUGGUGCAGCGGUGCACGCGGCUGAACACUUUAAAGUGGCUAAAGACAAGAAUCCAUUGUUGCGGUACAAUGGCGUGUACCUUGUCGGGUGCAUCCCUGGGCAAGGGGUGGACCAAUUGUUUUGCUGCAUUUUUACCAUUAUGCCUUGAAAUGUACAAAAAAAAAACACACAUAGGUGACUUAAACCCUUUACCCGAACCCCGUUCCCGCCGGCGCGCCUUGUAACGUUUGAGUUAAUGUGCGCGUGGUUAUGUUGCAAAACCAACCCAAGACAGUAAAUAUAUGCAGUACCUCUGACUGAACCCCACGUGCACGUUUUUCAGAUGGUGUUUAGUUGGACCUCAUGGAGAUGCUUCUUUCGCCUUUGAGAUUCAAUAAUUGAUCAAUUACUGCAAUUAUCGUAGCCUUGCACAGCAAGAUCCCCCGGUUUUAGAUGCUACAGAAGAAAAUCGUUUUUUACUGAUUUAAUUUGUUAACUUGUUCAGUCAGGGUCUACAUAUAACCUACACUGUAAGUUAUAUGAGUUAUCAUGCCAUAGAAUACCUUUUUUGCAAAUAAAAUUGAUAACCCCCAUCACACUAACUUUGUGCAUUUAAGUUUAAGCAGGCGCAUAUUAAUUCAGGCAGCAAGGUGUGUAUCCUGCCCUGGCACACCUGAUUGCACUCCAUGACCAGUAUCAACCACCCCUUAAAAAGAAGUUAAAGUUUUAUUUGUAUUUUUAUCUAAAGUGAAGUCAAUACUAGGGGAUUUUGCUGUGUAAAUAACUAAAAGAAUGUCGAAGUGGAAAAUGGAAUGAAUGCAGCCUACUGUGUGUAUGAGUACGAGGGUGUGUAUGUGUGUAUGUUUGUGUGAAUAUUCAUGUUCAUGCUCUUGUGGAGCAGUUCGAGCUGGAUUAAUUCAAUAAUAUUGGGAUGUAUAUAAAAAAACCUCUGGGGUUGUCCGUCAUGUGACGAGGAGUACUUACUGGCCUUAUCUUAAAAAGUGCCUUUGAGAGACCAAAUAUUUAUUAGUCAAUAAAGAUUAUUCUUUUUAACAUUGAA
Molecule: messenger RNA, 2085 nt
Organism: Astyanax mexicanus (Mexican tetra)
Lineage: Eukaryota; Metazoa; Chordata; Actinopteri; Characiformes; Acestrorhamphidae
Gene: msx1b
Product: muscle segment homeobox 1b
Exons: 2
Coding region: 154-960 (268 amino acids)
Biological process (GO): embryonic morphogenesis; regulation of transcription by RNA polymerase II
Cellular component (GO): nucleus
Molecular function (GO): DNA-binding transcription factor activity, RNA polymerase II-specific; RNA polymerase II transcription regulatory region sequence-specific DNA binding
Source: RefSeq, a predicted model, not a curated record